CUCCCUCUGCCCCGAGCAAAAUCUGUCUGUCAGUUUGCUCUCCUAAAGAAGAUUUUAAUUUUAUCAAGUGCUCGCUUUGCAGUUCGAAGGUGUUACUUCCUGAUUGCAGUGACAAACCAGUUGGUUUGAUCCCCUCAUCUACUCUCACAACCUGGGUUCCUCGACAAUUCAAUUCCAGGUUUGUGGACUGUGAAUUUUGUUGAAAUAAUGGACAAGUUGAACCUAGCUCAAUUGGGUGAGAAGCUGAAGACAAGUGGAGCUCAAAUGGGUCGAAUUGUUAGUGACAAAAUGAAGGAAAUUUUGCAAACCCCCACUCCUGAAUCAAAGAUGGUUGACGAAGCAACAUCAGAGAUUCUUGAGGAACCCAACUGGGGCAUGAAUUUGAGGAUAUGUGCGAUGAUCAAUAGUGGAGAGUUUAAUGGAUCCGAGAUUGUGAAGGCUAUAAAGAAGAAGAUUUUAAGCAAGAACCCAGUGAGCCAGAGGCUCAGUCUUGACUUGCUAGAAGCCUGUACUAUGAAUUGUGAUAAAGUGUUUUCUGAGGUGGCAUCAGAGAAGGUGCUUGAAGAUAUGGUUCGAAUGAUUGAUAAUCCGCAAACUCAUCAUCAGAAUAGAAGAAGGGCUUUACAGUUGAUCAGGGCUUGGGGAGAGUCAGAGGAUCUUGCCUAUCUACCAGUGUUUCGUCAAACCUAUAUGAGUCUGAAAGGAAGAAAUAUGCCUGUGGAGAUGGAUGGAGAAAAUUCAGCGCAUAUGCCAUCUUCCUUGGAGUCUCAUGUACACGAAGAUUCAUUAGAUCCCCCUGAAAGUUAUCCUAUUCCUGAUGCUGCGUUCCAUGAGAUGGAUGGAUCUGCUCUCUCUUCUAAUCCCAGAAGCUUAUCAAUUGAAGAAAAGAAGGAACAUCUUGUCAUUGCUCGAAACAGUCUUGAAUUACUCUCUACCAUAUUAAAUUCUGGAGCAGAGCCAAAAUUGUUGAAGGAGGAUGUAACUGUGAGCUUGUUGGAAAAGUGCAGGCAGUCACUGUCUGUCAUUAAGGUGAUUGUGGAAAGCACCACUGAUGAUGAGGGAACACUGUUUGAGGCUUUGAACCUUAAUGAUGAACUACAACAGGUAGUUUCCAAGUACGAGGAGUUAGAAGCUGCCCAAGAUUCUGGAGCACAAGCACAACCACCCCAAGUUGCUGAUGCCACAAAGCAUGUUGUGGAAGCUGUUCAAAAUCCCAUCGCGCCACCAGAAAGCUUUGAAGGUGAUGAAUCUGGUGAGUCAGAUGCUGCCGAGAGGCUUCAAAGGAAGCCACCCAGUAAGUCUGACGCUUCCAAGGUCAAUUCUACUGCUGUUGUCGAUAGUCAUUGUGAGGCCAACACGGCGAAUUGCGCUAAAGAGAAGGAUGCUGAAUCGGACGGUAAGAGAAAUGCUGAAUGAGGAAAGAGCGAGUUGGCAUGGUUCUUAUAGCAUUAAAUUUUAUCGCUGUCCAUAUCUUUGUAGUAGGCUAUUAGUUCUUUCUGUACUGUUGAUCUUUGUCGUAGGCUAUUAGUUCUUUCUGUACUGUUGAUCUCCCUGAACGCCUGUGAUACUUCAUAACUAAUUGGGAUAUCAUGCUAGUUUCUUAUGACUUGAUUUGUUCGGUCUCUGGCUCUGCGUGUCAGAAGUUUGGCGCAAGGAGGAAAUAACGUUGGCUGUAUUACCAUUUUUUCAUGCAAUCGUCAAAUUCUUAUGCGAA
Neltuma alba is the source of this 1714-nucleotide messenger RNA. RefSeq names its product TOM1-like protein 2. Gene Ontology annotation, molecular function: ubiquitin binding; phosphatidylinositol binding. Gene Ontology annotation, biological process: protein transport to vacuole involved in ubiquitin-dependent protein catabolic process via the multivesicular body sorting pathway. The record is from RefSeq and is a predicted model, not a curated record. Lineage: Eukaryota; Viridiplantae; Streptophyta; Magnoliopsida; Fabales; Fabaceae. The coding region runs from base 208 to 1416 and encodes 402 amino acids. The transcript is spliced from 4 exons.